Messenger RNA from Pyrus x bretschneideri (Chinese white pear), 1140 nucleotides. RefSeq names its product VAN3-binding protein-like. Gene Ontology annotation, biological process: leaf vascular tissue pattern formation; auxin-activated signaling pathway; phloem or xylem histogenesis. The coding region runs from base 12 to 1082 and encodes 356 amino acids. The record is from RefSeq and is a predicted model, not a curated record. Lineage: Eukaryota; Viridiplantae; Streptophyta; Magnoliopsida; Rosales; Rosaceae. The transcript is spliced from 6 exons.
AUGUAGCAUUCAUGGAGGAACUGCAUAGGAUUGUUGGAGCGGGCAAAUCAGUCUCCUUUAAAGCCCAGCAAUACCAAUCAACUAACACAAUUCCACACAGCCCAAUUCAUGCCAUGGAGUUUCUCUGUCGCUCGUGGAGUUCGUCUGCCCAUAACUUUCAACAGAUGUUUACAUCAACCGACGUGUCUCCUUCACAUGACCGGAGUUCAGCGAAACAAGACGGACAGCCGGACGAUAAGUUUAGCUCAGGGGAACCUGAAGAUCGGAAACUGGCGACAGAAGAAGUUAUAAAUGAGUUUCCACUUCAGAGGAGAACCAAUAUGUUCAGCAGGGGAUCAUGGUGGGGACGCAAAUCCUUAACCAGCUUACUUAGACAGCACAGACUGAAGAAGAAAGAAGAUAUCCGGCUUCACACAGCUAGCGUUCACGCAGCGCUCUCUGUCACGCGCUUGGCUGCUGCGAUUGCCAGCGUUGCAGCUGCCAAGAACGGCAUAGAAUCAGUAGAAGUCGGUGAUGAUGGCAAUCCCAUCAUCAUAGGCAACGUUGUUGCUUCUGCGGCAGCUCUGGUUACUGCAGUAUGUGCCGAAGCUGCAGAGUCGUUGGGUGCGCACACCACUCAUGUUUCUUCUGCCAUCAACUCAGGCUUGGCUAUCCAGACCACCGGCGACAUGAUCACACUCACAGCCGCUGCUGCAACAAGUUUAAGAGGAGCUGCAGCACUCAAAGCAAGAGCUAUCCCGGAUGCCUACUUUCCAAAAAACCGAAAUUUGCUGGAAGUAAAGGCCGAACUAUCAGUUGUCACUCCUUCUGCAGGAAGCAGAAGAUACGGGUGGGCGUCCGUAUACUCGAAGCACAGUCAGCUCAUUCUGAGCAUCCAAAAGAAGCAUCUGGGAUUCUUAGCAACAAGAAAGGAGUAUAAGAUUUUGCGUGUGAUGGAGGGAUACAAGGAAGCUCAGGGUCACGGCAACUUUUCGAUCUGCCUAAGGAGCAACAAUGGAGAUAUCAAGCUCUUGUUUAAAGAUGAAAACCAAACUUUGGUCUGGACAUCAAGCAUUUCUAAUCUCUUACAGAUGCAUAGUUGAUGUUUAGCAAACCUGAAACGGUUACAGUUUCUAAUAUUCAAACUCAUCGCUUAACGAC